Messenger RNA from Tinamus guttatus (white-throated tinamou), 1917 nucleotides. RefSeq names its product asparagine synthetase domain containing 1 (gene ASNSD1). The record is from RefSeq and is a predicted model, not a curated record. Lineage: Eukaryota; Metazoa; Chordata; Aves; Tinamiformes; Tinamidae. Gene Ontology annotation, molecular function: asparagine synthase (glutamine-hydrolyzing) activity.
AUGUGCGGUAUUUGUUGUGUCAUUACCUUGUCUAGCCAGCAUGGGCUUCAUGAUUCCUUCAGCAAGGAUGUGCUCUCCUGCCUUAGACGAAGAGGACCGGACAGUAGCCAACAGUUGAUAAAAACGGUGUCUGAUCUCUCUUAUAAGUGUCUGUUUUCUGGUCAGGUACUUCACUUGAGGGGGCUAAUGACCGCUCAGCCUCUGGAAGAUGCCAAUAAUAAUAUUUUCCUUUGGAAUGGAGAAAUUUUUGAUGGAGUUCAUGUUGGGUCCCUAGAGAAUGACACUGAAAUUAUGUUUCAUCGUCUCACCUUAUGCAAUAGUGAAUCAGAAAUUUUGUCACUCUUUUCAUCGCUUCGAGGUCCGUGGUCUUUUAUUUACUAUCAAGGAUCUAGUGACUGUUUGUGGUUUGGUAGGGAUUAUUUUGGUCGUCGCAGCUUGCUUUGGCAGUUCAGUAACGAGGUUGAGAGGGCUGUCUGUCUCGCAUCUGUAAGUGUUUAUUCUGAAUCCGAUAAGCAGUGGCAAGAAGUCCCAGCAUCUGGAAUUUUCAAAAUUGAUCUCAAAGACUGUGCAACAGCUAAGGCUUUGUCUUUAAGUUUGUUUCCAUGGAAAUACAGCUGUACAGAGAAAACCGGAGAAGAAAUAUUCACUAAUGUUCUGGAUCAAGUUUCAAAAGGUUUGCCAAACCACAUACUAGUUGUAGCAAAUGAAUCAAGACUGUGUCUAACAGCACCAGUUAUUCCCUUAAAUAAAACCAUUUCUGAGGCUUUAGGUGAAUGUCAGUGCACUAACGUUAGCAACGUUAACAAUACAGUGUCUGUAGAAACUCUUCAAGCUUUUCUCAGAGUAGAACACAAGAAGAAAUUAGUCCAUCAGUUUAUUGAUGUGUUAAGUGAAGCAGUGAAGAAACGUGUUUUAGCUCUGGUUAGAGAUGAAGAUGAGAAAAGAAGAGACCCUCCAAGCAUGUCUACCAGGAAAGCUCAUGUUGCCGUGCUCUUCUCUGGAGGCAUCGAUUCUAUGCUUAUUGCAGCUCUCGCUGAUCGGCAUGUUCCUAUGGAAGAACCUAUCGAUCUUCUCAAUGUAGCUUUCACGACUAAAGAACAAAAUAAGCAAAAAUGUGCCUCUAAAAAAUAUAGUGACCAAGAAGUGCACCUUGAUUUGCUUUCUCAUCAAGAAAGCUGUGAAGUUUUUGAUGCUAAAACUACCAAUGAAUUUGAUGUUCCUGACAGAAUCACUGGUAGAGCAGGACUGAAAGAAUUAAAAGUUCUUAACUCUUUAAGAACCUGGAACUUUGUGGAAAUUAAUGUUACAGUAGAGGAAUUGAAAAGAAUGAGACAACAGCGCAUUAGUCACUUAAUCUACCCACUAGAUACUGUCCUGGAUGACAGCAUAGGCUGUGCAGUUUGGUUUGCUUCUAGAGGAGAGGGUUUUGUUAGUAACUGUGGAGAACUGAAACCAUAUAGAAGUUCUGCAAAGGUUGUACUUACAGGAAUUGGAGCAGAUGAGCAACUUGCUGGCUAUUCUCGACAUCGUGUUUGCUUCAAAAAUUAUGGUUUAGAGGGUCUAAAUAAAGAAAUUGAAAUGGAGUUAGAUCGCAUUUCUUCUAGAAAUCUUGGUAGAGAUGACAGGAUUAUUGGUGAUCAUGGAAAAGAAGCCAGAUUUCCUUUCCUUGAUGAAGAUGUUGUUUCCUUCCUCAAUUCUCUGCCUAUCUCUGAAAAAGCAGACUUGACGUUACCUCGAGGACUUGGUGAGAAACUGCUUCUGCGCCUCGCAGCUGUGGAGCUUGGCCUUACGGCAUCGGCCAUUCUGCCCAAGAGGGCUGUCCAGUUUGGCUCGCGAAUCGCCAAACUGGAGAGCAACAGUGAGAAGGCCUCUGAUAAGUGCAGCAGGCUCAAGUCACUUCCAACUGAUGAAGUUUAG